Molecule: messenger RNA, 828 nt
Organism: Brassica oleracea var. oleracea
Lineage: Eukaryota; Viridiplantae; Streptophyta; Magnoliopsida; Brassicales; Brassicaceae
Product: protein C2-DOMAIN ABA-RELATED 10-like
Exons: 3
Coding region: 167-709 (180 amino acids)
Source: RefSeq, a predicted model, not a curated record
GUAAAAUAAAAAGUCUCUGGUUUAGUUCUUUUAAAUUUCCGAGCAACGGUGGGAGAGAACGUGUUGAAUAGUUGGGGAGGAGAAUAUAAGCACUUUCUUUCCUUUUCUAUUAAUUCUUCCUCGUUGUCUCCAAACUCGGUCAACUUUCUCCAAUCUUGUCAUCGCCAUGGAUCAAAAGCCUCUCGGAUUGCUAACGAUUCACGUCAAAAGAGGUAUCAAUCUCGCCAUUCGCGACCACAGAAGCAGCGAUCCUUAUGUUGUCGUCACCGUCGCCGAUCAGACAUUGAAAACACGUGUCAUAAAGAAAAACUGCAAUCCAGUAUGGAAUGAAGAAAUGAGUGUUGCAAUCAAAGAUUCCAAUGUCCCUAUCCGCUUGACAGUGUUUGACUGGGACAAGUUCACUGGAGACGACAAAAUGGGAGAUGCAAACAUAGACAUUCAACCAUACAUAGAUGCUCUCAAAAUGGGGAUGGAGCUUCUUAGGCUUCCUAAUGGAUGUGCUAUCAAGAGGGUUCAGCCAUCGAGGCUGAAUUGUUUAUCAGAUGAAAGUAGUAUUGUUUGGAACAAUGGUAAGAUCACGCAAGACAUGAUCCUGAGGCUUAACAAUGUCGAGUGCGGGGAGAUUGAGAUCAUGCUUGAAUGGCAUGAAGGUGCUGGUUGCAGAGGUGUAACUUCCUCUUCCAAAGGAGGAGUCUCUUCCUCUACCUAAGAAAUGUUUGUUUGUUGUUGUUGUUGUUGUAUACCGGAUGAAAGAUAUGUUGUUGUUUGGAUAUGUAUAAGAGACAUAAAGCAUUUUUUUUUGAUGACCUUUUCAUUCAAUAAGAAAAU